Messenger RNA from Danio aesculapii, 4448 nucleotides. RefSeq names its product myocyte enhancer factor 2cb (gene mef2cb). Gene Ontology annotation, biological process: positive regulation of transcription by RNA polymerase II; cell differentiation. The transcript has 12 exons. The record is from RefSeq and is a predicted model, not a curated record. NCBI's taxonomy places the organism in Eukaryota, Metazoa, Chordata, Actinopteri, Cypriniformes, Danionidae. Bases 473 to 2011 code for a protein of 512 amino acids. Gene Ontology annotation, molecular function: histone deacetylase binding; DNA-binding transcription factor activity, RNA polymerase II-specific; protein dimerization activity.
CGCACAACACACUUUUCAGAUCCAAGAACGUUUGCGGGGCAACACAACCCAAGUUAGGGUUUCUCUUCAAAGCCAGCUGGUCUGGCUUUAUUAAUGCAGGACAUUUCUUUUGUUUUCUUUCUUUUCUUGUUUUGUUUAAUUAAUUAAAACCUUUGUAAGUGUUUGAUUAACCUGGCCCACAGCUGGAGCUGCAGGGUGUGACUUCCUGGGGAAGCACAAGAUCGGCACCGGUGCCAACUAAACAAACAAAACCACACGCUGAAACCUAAGAGGGUCUUCCUGGAAAAGCUCUGUGCCGAAGCUGCAAGAACUGAAGAAAUUGUGAACGUGGUACAGCUACUGGAAUCUUUGAACUGAGCGGAGGAAGUCGAGAGAAGAAAGCCUGGUUUGAAGAAAACGCGAGCGAAAAAACAGAGGGACGAAAAAAAAAUAAAGUUCAUUGGUGAAAGAGAGAGACGAAAAGACGGGGACAAUGGGGAGAAAAAAGAUUCAGAUCACACGGAUUAUGGAUGAACGCAACAGACAGGUGACGUUUACAAAGAGAAAGUUUGGCCUGAUGAAGAAAGCCUACGAGCUGAGCGUGUUGUGUGACUGUGAGAUUGCCCUGAUCAUCUUCAACAGCACCAACAAGCUGUUCCAGUAUGCCAGCACAGAUAUGGACAAAGUGCUGCUCAAAUACACCGAGUACAACGAGCCACACGAGAGCAGGACCAACUCGGACAUCGUGGAGACCCUGAGAAAGAAGGGUCUAAAUGGGUGUGACAGCCCAGACCCCGACGCAGAUGACUCGGUGGGCCACAGCCCAGAGUCAAAGGACAAGUACCGCGAAAUCAACGACGACAUUGAUCUGCACAUGAUCAGCAGACAGAGGAUAUGUGCGUUGAGCAAGAAGGAGAACAAAGGUGGCGAGAGCCUGGAGCUGGAGUCUGCUCUUGCUCUCACUCCACUCACAGAGGAGAAAUACAAACAGAUUAACGAAGAGUUUGAUUUAAUGAUCAAGGCUCAGAAGAUACCUGCUGUGCCCUCUUCUACCUACGACAUGUCCAUCCCCGUGAAUAACCAGAUCUACCCAGGUAAUCAUAACCUGCUUCCACUGGCCCACCACGGCCUGCAGAGAAACAGCAUGUCACCCGGGGUCACACACAGACCACCUAGUGCAGGUGGUCUUAUGGGCACUGAUCUUUCCACUGGCGCGGGCACCAGUGCUGGAAACGGCUAUGGAAACCACCGCAACUCUCCAGGUCUGCUGGUGUCCUCUGGAGGAAUGAAUAAAAGCAUGCAGGCGAAAUCUCCUCCGCCGGUGAACCUGGGCAUGAACAGCCGUAAGCCUGACCUGCGAGUGCUCAUCCCACCCGGAGCCAAGAACAACAUGCCCUCUAUCAAUCAGAGAAUAAACAACUCUCAGUCUGCGCAGUCACUGGCGACUCCUGUGGUUUCUGUAGCGACACCCACUCUACCAGGACAGGGAAUGGGUGGAUACCCGUCAGCCAUCUCCACCUCGUAUGGUACCGAAUAUUCCCUGAGCAGUGCGGAUCUGUCAUCUAUAUCUGGCUUUAACAGUGCCAACACACUUCAUCUGGGCUCAAUGAGUGGAUGGCAGCAACAUCAGAUCCAGAACAUGCAGCACUCUGCACUCAGUCAGCUGGGAAAUUGCUCUAGCUCUCACUUAUGUCAGGGUUCAAAUCUGUCCCUGCCCUCUACUCAAAGCCUGCACAUCAAGUCCGAACCUGUUUCUCCUCCUAGAGAUCGAUCCAGCAGCACCACACCAGGCGGCUACGGCCAGCUACCAUCCCACCAGCAGCACCAGGGCCCGACCCCGCAGGGGCGACAGGACUCGGGCCGCUCUCCGGCCGAUAGUCUCAGCAGCUGCGGCAGCUCACACGAGGGCAGCGACCGCGACGAGCACCGUCCCGACUUCCACUCGCCCCUAGGAUUGGGCCGGCCCGGCCUGGACGAUCAAGACAGCCCGUCCAUCAAACGCGUCCGCCUCUCGGAAGGGUGGGCCACAUGAUAAGCGAUAGCCCCCUUGGACAGACCCGUCCGUGUUCUUGACCUCCCCGUGCGAAACGCCGCUACACGUUCUUUCUGCCGAUUCUGACUAGUCACAAUCAUUGCUCUCCCCUAUUCUCUGGUUUGUAGUAGAGGGGAGGAAGUGCUCUCUGUAAUAUUUUGAUUAUUAAUUAUUAUUAUUAUUUGAUCAGAGUGUUUCUGAUAUACAUAUUGAUGUGAUUGACGGGUUUUCAGGGAGGGUUGGAGGACUAGUAAAAGCGGGUUGGGGAGGGUUUAGUGGGCGGGGCUACUAUGCAUAACUUGUGCAGUGUGUGGAAUACUAUGUAAAGAAUUACCAUAUAUGCAUAUAUAUUUACACGUUGUGUAGGUGUACAUGUAUGCAGAGUAACAAACCAACAAAAAGUGUCAGGUACUCUUGGAUCUUUUGUUUUGUUUUGUUUUUGUAAAGUACUUGCCUCAGUGACGUUGAGCACAGCAGAGAGCGUUUUUCACUGAGGCGACAGCUUAGCUCUUGAGUUGUUGUACCAGUACAGUAUGUACAGAUUCCUUUUACCUGUUUUUUUCAGUGCCACUCUUUUCAGAGGGCGCCUUCGCUAAAUGUAUGUUAUGGGUGACAAUGUCAUGUUGCAGGUUCAACGUAUUGUACAUAGAGACAAAACGCUGGGGAACGAUAAAGGUCAAAUUUCACACAAACAAAUCUGUUAUGCAAGAAUUUCGAAGGAUUGUACAUAUAUAUGUGCAGGUUCCUUGGUUAAUUUAUGGGGAAAAGUAGUAUUUCAGGAAAAAAGCUCUCCUGCAGAAGGAAUAUAAAAAUAGCAGGACAGAGUUGUGGAGAUGAAGGACUUUAAGAGCCAUUGAUGACAUUUAAUCCUAGGACUUGCAGUUGUUGUUCAGUAUUAAAAGACGAAAACGAGAAAAAAAAAUGUAUGAUACACUUGCUUAUAUUUUCAUAUCAAAAAGGAAUACAAUGCAAAGCAUUUUUGUGGCUUUUUGUAGUUUAUAAGAGCCAGAAUGUGUUUUGAUAGCUUUGCUUAUAUGAAAAGCGAUAGUAAAAGAAGGAGAAACCUUGGGCUUUUCAACCAUAAGCCAUGAAAUCUGAGACAGUGAAUUCUUGCUUUGCUCAAUGUUCUCUCUCUCUCUCUCUCUCUCUCUCUCUCUCUCUCUCUCUCUCUCUCUCUCUCUCUCUUUGUAAAAGUUUUGUUUUUAAACGUGUAUUUCUAAGUAUAAUGAAUAAUAAUAUUAAGAAUCUUUUCGAAAAAAGAUGUGAAAUUAACAUGCUUGUGUAUAGCUUUCUAAUAUAUGAAUAUAUAUGAUUAAAAAAAUUAUGGUCAAAUCUUUUUUUUUUUGUUCCCUCUUGCAGUGGACAUGCUAAAUGUCUUCUUUUUUUUAACUUUCCCUCCACCGGAGUCUUUCAGGAGCAGAACAUGCUCAUAAAUACUCCCCUCCCUUUUUUUAAAGCACAAGAUAUUUUCUGGAACAUUCACAAGCUUUUCAAGUUUCCAGUGUCACAUUAACCGACAUUGCACUGAAGAUUUUCUAAUAUAAGACAGCACAGUCAUAGAUACCUCAUGACUGCUUGUGUAAGCUCGUGUCAUCAUUUAGUGGAUUGUGAUUAGUUCUGUUCAAUUGAUAUACAUAUCUAUCAUUGUGCAUUCUGUGAUUUUGACAGGACAUAUGUUAGAUGUUUUAUUUUUUUCUACCAAAGACAAACAGUGAUGUUAUGUUUGCUGAUCCAUAUUCUUUUUCUUGGUUUGAGACCAUUGUGUUUCUUCACGAGUUGUUCAUGCUAGUGGCUGGUACCUCUGACUCACCCUCCCAGUGCCUCAGAUUACCUUUCAAUCAGUUGGUCUUGUUGCGAAUCGGGGGACGUUCUCCUUUAACUAACAAGUGUAUAGUAUUGUGAAAAAAAAAAUGCCAUUGUUUGAUGUUCUAUAGAUUUCAACUGUCCGUAUAUGACUCUCCGGUUAUUUUGCUAUUUUAAUUUUCUUUUCUAGAUUUUUUUGGUUGAUCUUUUCUGUUUCUCUCUCUCUCUCUCUCUCCAUCUCUCUCUCUCUCUCCCUUUCUCUCUCGAGUGUUGUUUCCAUUAAGUAUAUAAAUUACAAAAUAAAAAAACUGAAAAAAAAAAUGCUGAAAAACUCUGUAGUAACAAUGUAGCUUGUAUAAACCUACAAGGGGUAAGGUGGAAAGAAAGUGUCUUUUUUUUGUUUUCUAACCAGGAGAAAGAGGCUUUCAGCGGCACAAGCUGGACUUUGUCGCCACUUGAAGACAAGAUGUCAUUAAAUUAAAACCACAUCUCUGUAUCUCAAGGGACUUGAUUCAGCUGUAUGUAGUAAAAAAAAAAUAAUGUAUGGAAUAAAAAUUGUUUCUCCUGCUGGGACUAAAAAAAAGGUAUUUGUAUUUUGCAGAGAAUUCAGUAAAGUUACUGGCUUUCUUAGUUA